Messenger RNA from Peromyscus maniculatus bairdii (prairie deer mouse), 2837 nucleotides. It is a transcript of the gene Tektip1, whose product is annotated as tektin bundle interacting protein 1. The record is from RefSeq and is a predicted model, not a curated record. NCBI's taxonomy places the organism in Eukaryota, Metazoa, Chordata, Mammalia, Rodentia, Cricetidae.
AGUGCAUGCUGUGCUCCCCACUAGGGGCUUCAUCCCAGCAAGGCAUCGGCUCAGCUCGGCCUGUCAGGAGUUCAAGGUUCAGGGUCACCUGCUGCUACUCACAGCCUGGACUUUGCCCUGUCACCAAAUUCAAAAUGUCCAGUCAGGACCCUCAGCUGUGUGCUGGUGCAGAGGGUCCCCUGUGGCCUGUUCCUGGGCUGGCCACACAGGAGACGUGCAGGGGACCUAGAUGCAGUUCGUAUUCUGUUCCUGAUGUCCCAGGUGGGUGGUGCAGGAGGCGCCCCCUGGACAGAGCAGCCUCGUCCGUCUGUCCACCUCAACACCAAACUGAUCAGAGUCUGGGCUGGUCUCCAGUGGGCAGCCAGAUGUGAAGGGUGAGGGCCGGUGGGGGCCUGGGCAACGCACAGCAAGGUCCUAUCUCCAUUGGCUGGGGGUAGAGGAAGAGGUCCAGAACCCAAGCCCACAGAGCCUUCCAGAAGGACAGGCAAUCGGGUGUGGCCUAGGCCCCCACCCACAACAUGGCUCGCUGUAGUUUCCCUGGGGAAAAGCCUGCCAUGGGACUCAGGAGGUCUAAAGCCUGGCUGGCUGUGUGCCCCGGCCCUGAGGGGAACGGUGCUCAGAUGUGCCCUUCCACAGUCUGGGCUGUGGCGCAGUCUGCACAAAGACCCUGGGUCGGGACAGGUGACCAGAGUUGAUGUCUGUGCUGUGGACCAUGGUGUCCAGGCAGCUGGCACCUGAUAGAGGCCCUGCCCAUGGGCAGUGGUGGGGCGAGUGUGGUUGUGUUGGCAUUUGUUUAUUGUAGUAAAAUAUACAAAGCGUACAAUGUACCAUCAUAAAGUGAGCUGGCCGAUGGAUUCAGCAUCCUCAGUUACAUAACAAUCACCUCUAACUAACUCCAGAUCAAUCGAUGACCAAAGAGGCCCCAACCACAGCCCCACAAGGCCACUUCCCUCUGUGGAGGCCUAGAGUGCAGUUCCGUCAGGGAGCUCACACGCCGUGGUGUUGUUUCCGGGCCCCUUGCUGAGCACCGUGUCCUGAAGGUCCCUCCACAUGGGCUGACAAGUCUCCGCUCGUGGCUAAGUACUGGUCCAGAGCAGGCACCCAUCACCCAGCAGAAUCCCCCCUGGCUCACACUGAGUCCCACGGAGCACAGUGCCCUCCUUGUCCACAGGACAGAAGGGUGGGGUGGGGUGGAUAAAGGCUGUCGAGAGAGCGUGGCUUCCUGCUGUGGGGCAGGGGGAGCAGAACAUCCAGAUGCCCCCAUGUAGGGAGCUGGCGGAGCCACAGACCCCAAGCCCCGCACCAGGAAGCAGGCCGAGGUCAUGGGGCCCACUUCCCUGUUGCCGGGACACCUUUGUCCCUGUCAACAAUGGCCCCAGGGCCUUGGUGGUCCGAGCCUCUGAGAAGCAGAGGCAGCCAUGGAGAACCUGAGGCGGGAGGCCUCCCAGCCAUUUGUCCCCUCGGGCACCCUGGAACUGUACUUCCCUGCCCUCCUACACAGGUGGGUCCCUGCAUUUGGCACCCCCUUCACCCGGGCACCAGCUGGCCACCUCCUAACCUGCCCUCGGGUGGCUGAGAUGUGGGCUGGGCUUGGAAGCUCCUGGGCUGUGUGUGUGUGUGUGUUGGGGAGGUGAGGUCUCAUGUAGCCCAGGUUGGCCUCAGCUUCACCAUGGAGCUGAGGAUGACCUUGAACUUCUGAUCCUCCUGCCCCCCCCACAAGUACUGGAAUGUGCCACCAUGAUGUACAUUUGUUCUAAUUUGACACAGGAUCUUUCUGGGUAGCCCAAGCUAUUCUUAACCUCCCAAAGCCCUUGCUCACUCCUCACUCAGCAUGCCGAGCACGGGUUUGUGCUACCCGGGAAAACAGUCCCAUUUCACAGGCCUGUUUGGGCUCUGAAACUGUAGGGGCCACACGCCCUUCUCCACUGCGAAUUCCCUAAGCCCGGCACCGCAUGGGUACCAUCUAUGGGGAGCUUCCGCAAAGCGCGACCCUGCCUUGGUCCCCUGGUGACGCCAGAAGCCAGGCUCAUGCCUGUUAAACAAGCACUUGGGAGGCUGAGGCAGGAGGAUUGCCUCAGGUGAACACUGACAGUGAGACCCGCCUCAAAAAGAAGCAGGGCCACGCUGGCUGAUAAUGACUGCAGGCGGGGUGGUGCACGGAGGACACGCUGGCCAGGGACGGGGGGACCCUCGCCCCACAGCACCUUUAGGGGGUCAGACACCCCUGAGACAGGGCAGCAGGCUGGGAGCAGCCGGCUUGGCUCAGCCGCCGCCCUCCUGCAGCCAUGACUACCUGUCCCUGGAGGGGCCCCGCUGGGCGCCGGCCGUCAAGCAGGCCACGCGCUGGAAGUUCACGCCCAUGGGCCAGGACGCGGCCGGCCAGGUGUGGUACACGGGCCUGACCAACUCGGAGCCGCGCGAGGCCUGGUACAUGCUGCCCGACGCGCUCGACAGCCCCUACCGCGAGGCCCACGCGCGCUGGCACGGCUGCUUCGAGAGCCGCCAGCGCGGGCUGCCCUCCGCCUACACGCAGCACCUGCGGGAGACGGCCUUCUGGGACCCCACGCUGCCGGCGCAGUACCUGGGCGCGGGUACGCGCUGGGGGUGCGUGCCCUGGAGGGACAGGCACGUGCGCGGCAAGGAGUUCGUGGUCAACAGGAACCUGUUUGGGACGGAGCAGCCCAAGCGGUCCAACUACGUGCCCGACCUGUCGCCGCCCCAGCGGCCGCGCUACACCUCGCAGGACUUCAGGCAGCGCGGCGGGGAGCGCCCCUGCCCGGCCACCGGGCAGCCGCCCCCGGCCUUCACGCCCUCGCUCUGAUAAAGCCGCACUGCCA